This is a messenger RNA of Strongyloides ratti, 360 nucleotides long. Its product is annotated as ShKT domain-containing protein. NCBI's taxonomy places the organism in Eukaryota, Metazoa, Nematoda, Chromadorea, Rhabditida, Strongyloididae. The record is from RefSeq and is a predicted model, not a curated record. The transcript has a single exon. Bases 1 to 360 code for a protein of 119 amino acids.
AUGAAAUCGUAUUGUAACGUCAAUUUUUAUCAAGAUUUAAUGUCAAGAGAAUGUCCCGAGACAUGUAAAUUUUGUAAUAAUAAACUGGCUAUAACACUUGAUAACGUUAUCUCAUCAAAUAAUAUGAUAACAACACCUACAUGCUAUGAAAAUGACUCACGUAAAUGUGAGCCGUUAAAAAAUUUGUGUGAAAAUUUUAUUUAUGAAUUAAUAAUGAAAAAAGAAUGUCCUGUUACUUGUGGUAUUUGUAAACCACUUAAAAAUAACGAAAAAAAAAUUAAAAUAAAUUUAAAAACAAAAAAUAAAAAUUUGGAAGAAAAUGUUGAUAAUUUUUUUAAUUAUUAUGAUUAUUAUUAUUAA